Messenger RNA from Vicia villosa (hairy vetch), 1353 nucleotides. RefSeq lists its product as uncharacterized. The transcript has a single exon. NCBI's taxonomy places the organism in Eukaryota, Viridiplantae, Streptophyta, Magnoliopsida, Fabales, Fabaceae. The coding region runs from base 1 to 1353 and encodes 450 amino acids. The record is from RefSeq and is a predicted model, not a curated record.
AUGGAUGCUGCUUUGUUAUUUCCUGAAACCCACACGAUUGCUCCCUCUCUGCAAUCUGAAAAAGUUACCAAAAUCACUCCAAAUGUUGUCAAACCAAAAUCUUUUGCUUCGGUGGUGUCAAACAAUGUCUGUGACAUUCCUCUAAGCCAACUCCCCAUCCCAUGUCUUAAAGGUGAUAGACUGGCCAUAACCAUACCUGAAGAGGAAUAUGCUCUUGGUGUGGAAGCAUGUAAGCAUCAUUUGCACGGCCGAGUGGUUUGGUCGAAGGGCUCCCAACCGCUCACGGUGGUUAAUUUGAAAAGUAAAUUGUUGGAGUUGUGGCCGUCCAUUGGGCAAUGGGGUGUUACCUCUCUCGGCAAAGGCUUUUUCGAAUUUGCUUUUUCCUCGCUUGAAGAUGUUCAGCGUGUCCGCUCUGUGAAUGCCUGGUCCCUUCCUAAUGGUUUGCUUAAACUCUUCCCAUGGACUAAGGAUUUUGUCCCUUCUACGCUGAAGCAAACUUCGGCUCAGGUUUGGAUUAGGAUUCAUGGUCUUUCUCAGGAGUAUUGGCGGCCCAGAAUUCUUUUUGCUAUUGCUAGCAGUAUAGGAACUCCGAUUUGUAUUGAUUCGGCAACAAAUAAAUCUGCUUUUGAAAGACCAUUCGGUCAUUUUGUUAGAAUCUUGGUUGAUUUGGAUCUCACCAAAGAUCUAAGUUAUAAAAUCCUUGUUGAAAGGGUUGGCUUUGCGUUUUUUGUUGACAUUGAAUACGAGAAAAUCCCUGAGUUUUGCUCCUUUUGCAAUUGCAUAGGGCACUCUAUUGUUAAUUGCAAGAAAAAAGAACAAGCUAGUGAUAAGGGAAUGCUUCAGGCGGGAUCUAAUGACAGAAAUGGAUAUAAACCAACGGGCAGAAUAUUCACAACUGGAGAGAGUUCCAAAAUCAACAAUGAUGCCCAUACUGGGAAUGUGGAAGUUGCUGAGCCGAUUGUAAGCUUGGAAGAUCCUAUUCCCCCUGCACCUGUUCAGGACAACAUUGUUGUGGUUUCUGAUAACAGUAUUGACACAAGCUCCAUUAUUAUGGUUCCUGUGCUCACUCCUAUACCUUUAGGAACUGAUGUAAUUUCAACUGGUGAUUUUGUGGAUGCUACUCAAAUGAUUGAGGAAGUUCCAGAGACACAACUUGAUGAUAGGUUUAAAGCUAAGGUCACUAAUUUUCUGAGGGAAUCUUGGGACAACAUGGCUGAUCAGGAGGACACAGGUGUGGAUCUGUUUCAACAAAAAGAUUUUCAGCUGGUCACUAACAAGAAAAAGAAGAACAAGAAAUCUACUGCUGUUUCUACCACCAGGAAAUUUUCUGGUUCCAAACAUCUUUCUUUAUGA